Messenger RNA from Leishmania braziliensis MHOM/BR/75/M2904, 1446 nucleotides. RefSeq lists its product as hypothetical. NCBI's taxonomy places the organism in Eukaryota, Euglenozoa, Kinetoplastea, Trypanosomatida, Trypanosomatidae. The record is from RefSeq and is a predicted model, not a curated record. The transcript has a single exon. The coding region runs from base 1 to 1446 and encodes 481 amino acids.
AUGGACGCAAUCGAAGUGGAGCUGUCGCCGGGUAGCGCGGUGAAAUUCACUCAUGCUUACGCUGAGCACCGCGUUGCAGGCGCGGACGAAGGAACGGAUUGCCUUUCUCGCGAUCAGUACUACUGCAACUACGGAAACCGUCCAAUUACUCUUCCGAAGUCCUUCUGUGCAUCGGCUACUUCCCCAAGCGCAACGGUGAGCACCGCAGCUGACGACCUGCAUGAGGCUGACACAUCCUCUAUCCCUUCUCCACUGCUGCUAGAGAUGCAGCUGGACACAAUCCUGCGCGGAGACUGCAGCAGCGAGAGGGGCGGAAGCCUGGCAGGAUGUUCCUGCAACAGCAGCAGCGCCGUGCAGCAGACAGCUCUGCGGAAUUGUAUGGCUGAACCGCGCGUGACCAAGCCCAGCUCUUCCACAUUGCAUUCCUCCACCGAGCUCACCGGAGAGGCGGCCUCCUCUCCGUUGCACUACUGUUCCACAAAGCCUCAUCAUACGGGUCCGGGUUGCACCCUCUCACUGCGACCUCCUCCGCUACUGUCAUACGUAACGUGCCGCAGUCACACCAAGACAGGAUCGUCUGCACCUAGACGUGUCCCUUUAGUGUCCGCUGCAGUUCCUGCGCCGCCUGUACCCUUCAGGGUUCCAGAAGACGCCAGCGAAACACGUCCCCCGAUGUCGGCUUCUCCAUCGUGCCUGCCCCGUGGACGACGUGCCGCCAUGCAAGAAAGCAUUGCCCGCUUCCUGAACGUGGAGGAGGCAAUGGCCUCAGAUACCAGCAGCGCUGUCUACUCAACUUCCACGAGUUGCUCGCCAAUCUGCGAGCCCUUCGUGGCUACCGUCGCCUCCGCCGCGUCCCCAUCGUUGCCGCGCGCUUCGGCGCGAGAAGAGAACAAUAAAAAGCACCACGCGGCUGAUUUGCCACUCAAGACGGCAGCGAUGGGUAACCGACGUCCGCAUAUGGCCCUCUUCGCACCCCUUCCGGUGAAUCAAACCCGCACCGCCACUUCCAGAGCUCACGCCUCGAAGGCGACAGUCUCCACUACCUCUCCCAUUAGCUGCGUAGGUAGCGUAGGGAAUGCUCAGAGGGAUGGGUGCACCACUCUCGUAGCUACGUCUGACGUCAUUGCGAAGGCUGAACUGACACAAUUACCAUCGUCAUCAGGGGAGUCGGCGAGAAAGUCAGCCAAUUUCUCGCUACUGCCUUACACGGAUUCAGCAACGCUGGCGUCUUUUGAUGCCGCCGCUGGAAUGUCUGCUGAGGGCCCCCUCGGUGCGGUGGAGGUGCGCGUCUAUGACAAGGCUACAGUUACAGUGACUUGCGUUGCGUGCCAGCUAUCAAUCAAUGUCUUUGCCCUCCUCCUUGCUGGCACUGAGUUGCCCGAUGUCUGCUAUUGCCCUUUGUGUGGGAGUCGGUGCAAGUGGACAGCGUGCACUGAUGCCGUGUAG